AUGUUGCACUGUGAUGCUCAAGGCGCAAUAGAAGUUGACUGGAUUAGAGUGGGAAAACAUCUUCCACGAAAUCAUAUUUUGUAUCCAAAUGGUACUUUACUUCUUGGGAACAUAUCACCAAAUGAUGCAGGAUCCUAUACGUGCGUGGCAAACAACUCUCUGCGUUCAGUAACUGCGACAUCUGUUGUUAAGGUGAUUACACCUAAGUCUUGCAGCAGUCUUAAGUCAGGUCGCAGUGGAAGUUCAUCAGGUAAUUAUACUAUUGACCCUGAUAGCAAAGGAGGCGUGGAACCUUUCAGUGUGUAUUGUGAUAUGAGUGACAAGGUAGGAGCUGGCGUAACAGUCAUGAGUCACGACAGCGAGAGUAGAACUCAUGUUGUCCAUAUCCCUGGGUGUGGUGUGACUUCUGGAUGUUACUGUUGUUACAGAAAAGAUGUAUCUCACACUGGAGUUAGCACAGCUCAAAUGGCGGCACUCACUCGAGUCUCACAAACCUGUGAACAGUUUAUUAAAUUUGAGUGCAAAAAUGAUGUUGCCUUUGUGCCAGAGUCAGUUGCCUGGUGGGUGUCACGUGAUGGAAGGAAAAUGAACUAA
Molecule: messenger RNA, 594 nt
Organism: Porites lobata
Lineage: Eukaryota; Metazoa; Cnidaria; Anthozoa; Scleractinia; Poritidae
Source: the annotation of a GenBank genome assembly